GGGAAAUUCUUUCACAGGACGCAGCGGAAAGAAUUGCCGCAUUUUUGGCCUCUGUUGCCUGUUGGCGUUGGACUCGUCUUCUGAAAAGAACUCUAAAAACAUUUCAAGUUUUAGCAACACAGCUUACCUUCCCCCUGUCUCUUCAUAUUUCGAUCAACGUUACAGAGAGGGAAGGGGAGAGAGAGAGAGAGCGCGGGCGAGGAAGAAGAAGAAGAGAGGGUUUACGAAGCGAAACCCAAAUGUCUCUGGGUUAUGCAGAGAAGCUUUCGUACAUAGAAGAUGUGGGCAACGUUGGAAUGUCAGAGAUUUUCGACCCACCUCACAUUUUGGGAGAAAAAAUCACAAAACUUGCAAUGAUGAUACGGAAGAGCAAGCAUCUAGUGGUGUUUACUGGAGCUGGAAUAUCAACUUCUUGUGGUAUACCUGACUUUCGUGGUCCCAAGGGUAUUUGGACGCUUCAGCGGGAAGGCAGAGCCUUGCCUGAAGCAUCAUUGCCAUUUCAUCGUGCAGUGCCAAGCAUGACUCACAUGGCUCUAGUUGAACUAGAGAAGGCUGGUAUCUUAAAGUUUGUUAUUAGCCAGAAUAUUGAUGGCCUCCAUCUUCGAUCUGGAAUACCAAGGGAGAAACUUUCUGAGCUGCAUGGGAACUCUUUCAUGGAAAUAUGCCCUUCCUGUGGAGUUGAGUACCUUCGGGAUUUCGAGGUGGAAACUAUUGGACUGAAGGAGACAUCAAGGCCUUGUUCUAGUGGUGUUUGCGUUGCAAGGCUUAAGGACACAGUUCUUGACUGGGAGGAUGCAUUGCCAUCAAAGGAGAUGAAUCCAGCUGAGAAGCACUGCAAAAUUGCUGAUAUUGUAUUAUGCCUAGGGACAAGUUUGCAGAUUACUCCUGCAUGCAAUUUGCCUCUAAAAUCUCUUCGUGGUGGAGGAAAGAUUGUAAUUGUGAAUCUUCAGAAAACUCCGAAGGACAAGAAAGCAAGUUUGGUGAUCCAUGGGCUUGUGGACAAGGUUAUUGCAGGAGUCAUGGACAUGCUCAAUUUGAAGAUUCCUCCAUUUGUUAGAAUUGAUCUUUUCCAGACCUUUUUUACUCAAGCCUUGAGCUUAGAUAAAAGAUAUUGGAACUGGAGCCUCAAGGUAGCAAGCGUGCAUGGAACAAAAGCUACAUUGCCAUUCGUGAAUUCAGUUGAGGUUUCCUUUUCUGGAGGGCAAAACAUGAAAGCAGCUUUGCUUCAGAAACAACCAUUUCAGCUUAAAAGGAGGACAGUGAGGACAGCAAAGCCAUUUGAAAUCCUUCUGAAGCUGAACUUCAGCGAAGGUUGCAGUUGUGCGCGUACACAAAUCAAAUUCUCAGUUGAUUUUCAGGCUUCAGUGGGCUGUUGUAAGUAUGACAAGGAUGCCGUCUUCCAGAAGCUGAGAGAUAUGGCCAUCCAAGAUCAAACAAGCGGGAAGAAUGGAAUUAUUGAAAGAAAAGCUAUUGCAACUCCCAAAGGCGAGAGCACCGUAUAUGCGGUGGUAACCAAUGUCAUUGUGUACGACAAAACUUCAAAUGUUUUAGAAACUUAUUCUCGGAGCAAGGGCGGUCCCAAAAGGCGCAGUGAGGAUGUAAAUCCAAUUGAAACAUCUCAGAAGCGUCGAAAAGCCCCCAGGAGACGAUGA
This is a messenger RNA of Diospyros lotus (date-plum), 1652 nucleotides long. Its product is annotated as NAD-dependent protein deacetylase SRT1. The transcript is spliced from 14 exons. Gene Ontology annotation, molecular function: NAD+ binding. The record is from RefSeq and is a predicted model, not a curated record. Bases 240 to 1652 code for a protein of 470 amino acids. Lineage: Eukaryota; Viridiplantae; Streptophyta; Magnoliopsida; Ericales; Ebenaceae.